GAAUAUGACAGCUAUGACAGUAUGGAGAGUCCAUGUGAGAUGAAUAGUAAUUCAGUAAACCUUCACGUUAAGUACUAUCUCCAGGUCUACGUGCACUCCCUUAUCUGCAUUGUAGGUUUCAUUGGCAAUGUCCUGGUGAUCCUUACAUAUGCUUUCUAUAAGCGCACCAAGUCCAUGACAGAUGUUUACCUACUUAACGUGGCCAUAGCAGAUGUCCUGUUUGUAGUGGCCCUGCCUCUGAUCAUCUUUAGUGAGCAGAGUGGCUGGGCAUUGGGUGAUUGGUCCUGCAAGCUGUUGCGUGGAGUCUACAGCAUCAACCUGUACAGCGGCACCCUACUGCUGGCUUGCAUCAGUUUAGACCGCUACUUGGCUAUUGUACAAGCUCGCCGCUCUUUCAGAUUCCGCUCAAGCAUGAUGGUCUACAGUUACAUGAUCUGUUCAGUAGUCUGGCUUUUAGCCUUGCUCCUGACUAUGCCCACUUUCAUCUACUACGAGCGCUACAUACUCAGUGAAACAUUCAAUACAACAUUUCUAGAAUAUACAGAGAUUUCUGAUAGUACAUACUUGACUGAGGAGCCUUGGACUUCAACUCCUUCACUUCCACUCAACUUGCAAGAGGAGCAACAUGUUUGCUUCUUCCGCUUCAAGGACAACAACAGUGCAAAGCAGGUCAAGGUACUAGCGCCAAGUGCCCAGGUGGCUAUAGGGUUUUGCUUACCAUUGCUGGUCAUGGGCUUCUGCUACUCCAGUGUGGUGUUCACACUCCUGCGUGCCAAGAACUUCCAAAGACACAAGGCUGUGCGUGUGGUCCUGACUGUGGUGCUGGUCUUCGUCAUCUGUCAUCUGCCCUACAAUGCAGCACUGCUCUACGACAUCAUUUACAUGUUCUCCAGUACAGAAUGCAGCGAUUAUAACAACACACACCUGCUGCUGAUCCUCACAGAAAGCCUGGCCUACCUGCACUGCUGCCUCAACCCACUGCUCUAUGCCUUCAUUGGUGUCAAAUUCAGGAACCACUUCCGCAAGGUUGUGGAAGACCUCUGUUGCAUUGGGGCACGGCGCACGUCACGAGUCACCUCUGAGGCGUACUUACCCUCCCGAAGGUCUGUAGACAGCUCAGGGAACGAAAAUGGCACCUCCUUCAGCAUGUAAAAAAUUGUCUAUCCCUGGUAAACAGUUAAAGCUGAGGUGUAUUAAGACCAUCAGGUUUGUGGUU
Pangasianodon hypophthalmus (striped catfish) is the source of this 1216-nucleotide messenger RNA. Its product is annotated as C-C chemokine receptor type 6-like. Gene Ontology annotation, cellular component: membrane. The record is from RefSeq and is a predicted model, not a curated record. Gene Ontology annotation, biological process: immune response; G protein-coupled receptor signaling pathway. The transcript has a single exon. The coding region runs from base 22 to 1152 and encodes 376 amino acids. Lineage: Eukaryota; Metazoa; Chordata; Actinopteri; Siluriformes; Pangasiidae. Gene Ontology annotation, molecular function: G protein-coupled receptor activity.